Messenger RNA from Phlebotomus papatasi, 602 nucleotides. RefSeq names its product formin-1-like. The transcript has 2 exons. The record is from RefSeq and is a predicted model, not a curated record. The coding region runs from base 123 to 518 and encodes 131 amino acids. Lineage: Eukaryota; Metazoa; Arthropoda; Insecta; Diptera; Psychodidae. Gene Ontology annotation, cellular component: ESCRT I complex.
AAAUAUAUUCACCACACCUCUUGAGAAUAAACAUUUCAUCAGGCAACACUGCGCAAUGUGACCUACUGAGUGUUUAUCGUUAAAAUUUCAAUCGGCUGGGCGGAGGAAAUCACCAGUCCAGGAUGUUUUCUUUCUUCAAGAGCAAAAAACAAAGCCCAGAGGAGCCAAUUCCACCAGCUAAUCCUCCUCCCGCCAAGCCAGAUGACUUCGUCAUGGUGGACCCCAAACCCAAUCCUCAACCACAGCCUGGAAUGUAUCCAGCAUUAGGCCCUGGAGGAAUGCCACCCUUUGGUGGUCUUCCCUCUGCCUUUCCACCCUCCGCAGGAUCCAGUCAGCAAUCUCUGCAGCCAUACAAUGCUCUCCAGGGGGUUCCCUUCAAGUUCUCCGAACAACUCAGCACCUCCGACAAGACGGAAGUGACCAAGAUCAUGCUGUACGACUUCCUGGAAGUCUUCUCCCGGAAUCACGAGAAAGAAAAUUACGAUUUCUCCGUGGAGCGAAGUGUUAUCAAUGUGUAACAUCAAAUCUAACAUACUCUCAUCAUUAUAACUGUAUUAUCUUUAUGAUUGCGUGCGAAAUAAAUUUAUUUUUUCUUAUUUAAA